Molecule: messenger RNA, 2774 nt
Organism: Syngnathus acus (greater pipefish)
Lineage: Eukaryota; Metazoa; Chordata; Actinopteri; Syngnathiformes; Syngnathidae
Gene: tgoln2
Product: trans-golgi network protein 2
Exons: 4
Coding region: 171-1223 (350 amino acids)
Cellular component (GO): trans-Golgi network; trans-Golgi network transport vesicle; endosome
Source: RefSeq, a predicted model, not a curated record
UAAGCGGAACAUAGAAGAAGACUCUGAUGCGUACACGGAAGAAAGAAACAGACGUGCUUCUGACGCUGUCAAAGCUGAGGUGUCCACUUGUAUUUGUCAACGCGGAUUUUCACCUUAGCAGAAAGAUUUGAUCGACUGGUUAGAUUCGUUAGCUUUCCAUUGCUGACACGAUGAGGUUUAUUUUCUUGGCAUGUGUUACGGUUGUGUUUUGCCCCAAGGUGAUAGGGGCCACAGCACUUUCUGAUAAGGAUGCAUCAGUCAAUCAAAAGGUCGGAUCUGAUCAGAAAGAUCUGCCUCUUCACCCUGAUGUUAAUGCACCUGAAAAGAAGACCCCGGAAGGCUUAGAGCCGCCUCAACCUCCCACACAGAAAGAGACAAAGGACAAGGUUAACGAGGGUUUGCCAGACCAGGUGCCUGAAGCAGUUAAAGAGAACGAUUUGUCGAAAGAAGCUUCCAAGAGCAAAAUAACUCCGGGGGCUCCAGAGACCAAAAAAAAGAUCACAGAGGUCAUAAUAUCAACGGACCACAAAAAGGACGCAAAAUCAGGAAAUGAAACCAAACCUGCAAAUUCAGGAGGAGAGACCACAGCGAAGGCAAAACCUAAAAUAGAGCCUACACAGGAGGAAAAAACGCAAGGAGACGUGGGGUUAAAACCGGAAGACCCUGGAAACCAGGUGGAACUUGAAGGGGCGGCUGAACAGGAAGACAAGUCAGCAGAACACACAAAAGAAGAGAAACUAGGAAAUCAUGGAACGGAGGACGACUCAGAAGGAAAUCCUAAAAAAGAUAAAUCAACAGAGCACACAGAAAAGGAAAAACCAGGAGAGCACGCAGAGGAGAAUGAACAAGAAGAGCACGCAAAGGAAACCAAGCAGGAAGUGGAGCCUGGAAAAGCCACAUCGAAAGAAGAGCAUGCAGAGGACAAAUCAAACGCAAAUCAGGGCAAGACGACACAAGUGGAAAAAGCUGGCAGUGAUGGAAAACCUGGAGAUGAAGGUACAAAUAAGAAAACAGGAGGCAACCGUCAGUAUGGCCGAAAUGACGAGAUAGAAAGUAGUCAUUUCUUUGCAUACCUCGUCUCGACGGCAGUGGUGGUUGCCGUGCUCUACAUUGCUUACCACAACAAGCGUAAGAUAAUUGCAUUUGUUCUGGAAGGAAAGAGAUCAAGAUCUACCCGUCGACCAAAAUCUACUGACUACCAAAAGUUGGAACAGCAGUUGUAAUCAGAUGCUGUGGCCUUGAGACACUGAAUGCACUGUUUGAUGGCGUACGAGGAAGUGAGCAUUUGAACGGACUUGACAUUUUGGCUUAUGAAGAUGUUCUAUUUUGUAAAUGGAUGCUUAUUGCUUGACUAUGCAUAAGAUGACACUAUUGCCUUAUUGACAGUGAAACAUAGUGAUCGUUGAUGAAAUAUGCAUGCGGUGUUUGCACCUUUGUCUUCUUUAUUCCACUUUAAGUAUGAGAAACCAGACUCAGGAUAUUUCAGUAGCUGAUGAGAGAGAGAGAGAGAGAGAGAGAGAGAGCUUUAUUUGUUUUCCCAUGCUAUUUACUUGCUUUGUUUGUACAACUCUAAUUGCACUUUGAGCCAAAUAAUAUGACUCCUUGUAAAAAAUAUGAAAUAUUUUAUCACUUGUUAAAUAUGGUCCGGAGCUACCUUAUUAAAAUAUCCAUGUAUUUGCAUCCCUUCCCAAGAAUUAAGAUUCUUUGGUAGCGUUUUUAUCAUUUAUAGCACCAAGACUAGAAGCAGCAAGACUGAUGAAUGUUUGAUCGCAUGACAAUGUCGUCAAAUGCAAGGUAAUGCGCUGCAUCUUUAUUAUAUUCAUACAUUCAAACAUUGAAAUUUGUAAUGAGAGAGGACAGAAGCAAGGUAACUACCAUAAAAUCCUGUGAAUAACAAACAUGUUGUAUAAGAUAUGGUCCUCCUAUUUACUGAUUUCCUUUUAUUCUCAGAGUGAAUAUAAGUUGGUAAAGAUUCAAAACAUCCCAAUAAUGCGUGAAUACAUUUAAAUCCAGAUUGAAACAUGCUAUCCCAUACUUAUGACUAAAGUAUUUUUAACAUGUCAUAAAACCUGCAGCCUUGGUAAUUUUUGCAAUAGUAUUGCAAAAUGAUGUUCUCAAAAACCUUACACUCAUCUUUGUUUUGUUGAAAGUGCUUUUAAUUGCAGAAUGUGAAAAAUAUUGAAUUGACUUGCGUCGCUGUAAAUCAGUGAUUUUCCAACCCCUUGGCAUUGUCGAAGUACUGAAGUGUCUAAUCAAUGUGAUUUUUUUUUUUAUCCUUUUUAAUCCUGUGUGAAUACCACUAUCGUUUUGUUUGCCACACUUAUAAAUUUGUAAUGAGAGGGGAAGGCAAAAUAGCUCAUUCCUGAAAAUGCUUGAUUUUGGUUCUGUAUUGGAUGAUGUUUGAAGACUAUCCUGUUGUAAAUGAAACUGCAUUUCUCCCAUUUGCUGCCUUCGGUGAAAAUUUAAGCGAUUUCUUUUUGAAAGCAAACUGACCAACAAAUGCAUUGCUUAAAAGGUGGUAGAAUUUUGGGGGAGAAUGAAUGAUGGAGUAAAUAAUGUAGAAGAUAGUCUUAUGUGUGCCAAAUAGGAAAAUGUUUCAGUGUAUUUUAUUGAGUUUGACAUUGUAUUCUAGGAACACCAUUUCCAAAUGGCAGUGGUCAUAAUUUAUGAAGGAAAAGUCUAUCUGGUUGUGUAUGGCCGUACUUUUUAAUAUAUCUGGCUAAAAUGUUUGGAACACCCUGUUGUCAAAAAUAAAGGGUUUUAUGAUAUUUAAA